Molecule: messenger RNA, 12841 nt
Organism: Pollicipes pollicipes
Lineage: Eukaryota; Metazoa; Arthropoda; Thecostraca; Pollicipedomorpha; Pollicipedidae
Product: spectrin beta chain, non-erythrocytic 1-like
Molecular function (GO): phospholipid binding; protein binding
Source: RefSeq, a predicted model, not a curated record
GGCGCCGUCAGGUUUGAGUUGCGGUUGUGGGGUGAGGUGCGCGCUGGACUCGCCCGGAGCACUGCGAGCUGGGACUUCUCCGCCAGGUGACGCGGAAUGUGAGCCCGUGAGGGCGAGCGAGAGCGAGAGCGACAGAGUGCGCCAGAGACCGCCCGCGGCCGACGCCAGGCCGCCGCCAUGAAUCAAGACGCCAACAGUAACGACCAUGUCAACCAGAAGGAGGAUGUCAAAAACUUCGAGACAGGCCGCAUCAAGGCGCUGCAGGAGGAGCGGCUGCACAUCCAGAAGAAGACCUUCACCAAGUGGAUCAACUCGUUCCUUAUCAAGACGCGGAUGGAGGUGGAGGACAUCUUCAGCGACCUGGCCGACGGCCGCAAGCUGUUGCGGCUGCUGGAGAUCAUCUCCGGCGAGAAACUCGGCAAGCCCAACAACGGCAAGAUGCGCGUGCACAAGAUCGAGAACGUCAACAAGUCGCUGGCCUUCCUGCACACGAAGGUGCGACUGGAGAGCAUAGGUGCUGAGGAUAUCGUGGACGGCAACCCUCGCCUCAUCCUGGGCCUCAUCUGGACCAUCAUUCUACGCUUCCAGAUCGAAGUCAUCGACAUCGACAUCGAUGAGACGAACGAGUCGAGCGAGAAGAAGUCGGCCAAGGACGCGCUGCUGCUCUGGUGCCAGCGGAAGACGGCCGGCUACAAGGGCGUUCAGAUCAACGACUUCUCCUCGUCCUGGAGGAGCGGCAUGGGCUUCAACGCGCUGAUCCACGCCCACCGGCCGGACCUGAUUGACUACGACGCCCUUCAGCCGGGACGCCACCUGGACAACCUGAACAACGCGUUCGAGGUGGCCCAGAAGGACUUGGGCAUCCACCGGCUGCUGGACGCCGAGGACAUUGAUGUCAACAAGCCUGACGAGAAGUCCGUGAUGACGUACGUGGCGUCGUACUACCACACCUUCGCCAAGAUGAAGUCGGAGAUCAAGGGCGGCAAGAGGAUCGCCAACCUGGUGGGUCAGAUGAUGGAGGUGGACCGACUGCAGGAGCGCUACAUCGUGCUCACCUCCGCGCUGCUCGAGUGGAUCCAGCUCAAGAUCACGGUGCUGGAGGACAGGGAGUUCCCCAACUCACUCGAGGGCAUCCAGAAGGAGCUGCUCAAGUUCAAAAGCUACCGAACAGAGGAGAAGCCGCCCAAGUUCCGGGAGCGGAGCGAGAUCGAAGCGCUCUUCUUCGACAUCAACACCAAGCUGAAGGCGCUCAACAAGCCGGCCUUCUCGCCGCCUGAGGGUCGGCUGAUCCACGACAUCGAGAAGACGUGGACGCAGCUGGACAAGGCCGAGCACGCGCGCGAGGUGGCGCUGCGCGCCGAGCUGCAGCGUCAGGAGAGGCUUGAGCAGCUCGCCUACAAGUUCGAGAGGAAGGGCGUACUGCGCGAAGGCUACCUGAAGGAGAUGAUUCAGGUGCUGUCCGACCCGCGCUACGGCAGCAACGUCACACAGGUGGAGGCCACCGUGAAGAAGCACGAGGCCAUCAGCGCCGACAUCCUGGCUAGGAGGGAGCGGUUCGCCGACCUGGUCAGCAUGGCCGACGAGCUGGAGCGGGAGGGCUACCACGGCGCGGCGCGGGUGCGCAGCCGCGAGCAGCAGGUCACCAAUAGGUGGCAGCACCUGCUGCAGCUGCUUGACAAGCACAAGCAGACGCUGUCCAGCUUCUCUAGCUUGAUGACGAUCCUGCGGGAGAUCGACACGGUGACGACCACCAUCCGCGACAUGGAGAGUCAGGUGCAGUCGGAGGCGGCGGCCGGUCACUUGCUGGCUGUCGAGGACCUGAUCCAGAAGCACAGCCUGAUGGAGUCGCAGAUCUCCAGCAUCGGCGAGACCAUCCAGCGGCUCAACAAGCAGGCCAACCAGUUCAUCGCCGCCGGACACAAGGAGACGCCCGCGCUCCAGAAGAGGCUGCAGACGCUCAACGACGAGUACAAACACCUAGUGGACGAGAGCGGCCGACGCAGCGAGCGGCUCGACGAGUGGCGGAGCUAUCUGCAGUUCGUGCAGGACUGCGAGGACGAGGAGGCCUGGCUGGUGGAGAAGCAGCGCAUCUGCACGGCCGGCAUCACCGCCAAGGACCUGCGUGCCGUGCUCGCCAUGCAUCAGAAGCACAAGGCGCUGGAGGACGAGAUGCGGGUACGGCGGCCCAAGACCGACAAGAUCUGCCGAGCCGGCGAGCAGCUGACUGAGGCCAAGCACCCGCAGAGCGCCGACAUCCACGCCAGGAUCGUGAGUCUGAAGCAGAAGUACGCUGAGCUGGAGGAGCUGGCCGCCCAGCGGCGCCGACAGCUGGCCGAGGCCGCCGAGGCUUACCAGUUCUACUCGGACGCCAACGAGGCCGAGUCGUGGCUGAAGGAGAAGAGGCCGCUGGUGGCGUCGGCCGACUGCGGCUCCGACGAGCCCAGCGCCGCCUCGCUGCUCGCCCGGCACAAGGACACGGUGGGCGAGAUCAACGCGUACCGCGACGACAUCACGGCGCUGGCGGCGCAGGCCGAUAAGCUGCAGAAGGCCGGCAUCACCUCCCUCAGCCUGUCCGGGGCACCCGAGCUGGCCGAGGUGGAGGAGUGGAGCCAGGAGACGCGGCUCGUGCCCAAGGAGGUGUGGGAGGACGAGCCGGUGGAGCGCACCGAGCACCGCAUCGUCACCGAGGAGCGCAAGAUCCCGCAGGUCAAGGCGCUCUACCCCUUCCAGGGCCAGGACAUGCAGAUGGCCAAGGGCGAGGUGAUGUUCCUGCUGAGUCGGACCAAUACGGACUGGUGGAACGUGCGCAAGGCCAACGGACAGGACGGCUUCGUGCCGGCCAACUAUGUCAAGGAAGUCGAGCCCAAGCUGGUCACCAUGAAGGUAAAGAAGCCUGAGGUGGUGCGGGAUGUCAAGAAGGUCAAGAAGACCAAGAUGGUGCGGCAGACGGUGCCGGUGAAGCGCACCAGGCCGGCAGAGCCGCGCGAUGACCAGCUCAUCUCGCGCCGCGUGUCGACCAUCGAGUCGUCGUACGCCGAGCUGGGCCGGCUGGCCGACCAGCGCCAGACGCUGCUGCAGGACGCCAUCCGGCUCUUCCAGUUCAACCGCGAGUGCAACGACUUCGAGGUCUGGAUGCGCGACAAGGAGAAGUUCCUCAAAACGGACGAGCCCGCGCAGACAGUGGAGGCGGCGAAGCACGCCUUCGAGAAAUUCCUCACCGAUAUGGUGGCAGCUUCGAAGCGCAUUGACACCAUCGACGAGAUGGUCGCAGAGUUUGUCAAGGAGAAGAACACCCAGAUCGACAAGGUGAAGCAGCGGCAGCGGCAGAUCCACAGUCUCUGGGACCACCUGAACCGGCUGAAGCAGCAGAAGGAGCGCAGUCUAGAGGGUGCUUCCAGUGUGGAGCUGUUCGGCCGCACGUGCGAGGAGGCUUCCGAUUGGAUGAUGGAGAAGAUGGACAAGAUGGAGACAGAGUCGCUGGGCGCCGACCUGAAAACGAUCCAGGCGCUGCAGCGUCGCCAUGAUAACCUGGAGCGCGAGCUGGCGCCCAUCGAGGAGAAGGUCAAACGGGUGGCCGCGCUCGCCAGCUCAGUGAAGGCCUCCUACCCGCACGAGCUGGCCAACGUGACGACGCGCCAGAAGGAGGUGAACUCGCUGUGGGACAAGGUGCGGGAGAAGGCGACGCAGCGGCGCUUGCGGCUCGAGGACGCCGUCGGCACGCAGAUCUUCAUCAACCAGGCGCAGAAUCUGCUGUCGUGGGUGGACGAGGUGAAGGCGACACUGAACGCCAGCGGUCCGGCCACCGACGUCCACACGGCCGAGGCGCUGCUCAAGGCGCACCAGGACCUGGGCGACGACGUGCGCGCCCACCAGGACGAGUACGUCAGGCUCGCGACGCGGCCGCCCGCUGAGCGGCGCCAGAGGAGGCCCAGGGAGCUGGCGGUGCGGCUGCAGGAGGAGCAGCGAGCCAUCCACAGAGGCUGGCAGGAGAAGGACGCCUGGCUGCACCAGCUGCGCGACCUGCAGGUCUUCAACCGCGAGGCUGACCAGAUGGACGCCAUCACCAGCGGACACCAGAAGUUCAUGGAGCUCACAGACCUCGGCGAUUCGCUGGACGCCGUGGAGGGUCUCAUCAAGCGUCAUGACGACUUUGAGAAUACGCUGGCGGCUCAGGACGAGCGGCUGAGAGCGUUCAGCGACACCGCCGACCGGCUGGUGGCCGCCAGACACUACGACAGCAACAGCAUCUCCGAGCGGCGGGACCAGGUGCUGGCGCGCCGGCAGCAGACGCGGCAGCGGGCCACCGAGCGGCACCAGCAGCUGCUGGCCGCCCAGGCCUUCUACGAGUUCCUGGCCGACUGCGACGAGCUGCGGGGCUGGAUCGGUGACAAGGCCCGCUCCGCCGCCGACGACAACUACCGCGACCUCAGCAACCUCGAGCGCAAGCUGCAGCGCCACGAGGCGUUCGAGCGCGAGCUGCGCGCCAACGAGGGCCGCCUGAGGAAGCUCAACAAGGUGGGCCAGGAGCUGGUCUCGCACGACCACUACCAGACACCGGCGAUCCAGAGCACGCUGACGAGCCUGAACGCCGACUGGGAAGAGCUGUGCCGGCUGACGGCCGAGCGCGGCGCCAACCUGCGCCAGGCGGCCGCCCUGCACGGCUACAACCGCACGCUGGACGGCGCGCGCGCCAAAGCUGACGAACUGAGCAAGGCGCUGCAGUCGCAGGACCUGGGCACCGACCUGCGCAGCUGCAAACAACAGCUGAAGAAGCACCAGGCGCUGGAGCUGGAGAUCGGACUGUUCGAGUCGAAGAUCGCUGAGCUCGUCAGCUGCGGCCAGGAGAUGGCGCAGGAGGGACACUUCGACGCAGAGAACAUCGUGGCCCAGUGCAACGCGUCCAAGGACAGGUUCGCCGAGCUGAAGGGGCCGAUGGCGGCCCGGCGGCGGGCGCUGGAGGAGGCGCUGCGCUACCACGAGUUUGCCGCCAGCCUGGACGCCGAACUCCAGUGGAUCGCCGAGCACCAGCCGGCAGCCAGCUCCGAGGCGCUGGGGCUGACGCUGCACGAGGCCCAGAGUCUCUCCAAGAAGCACGCCAAGCUGGAGGCCGAGCUGCGCGGACACCGGCCCGUCAUCGAGAAGGCCGUGCAGACGGGCGCCGCCCUGGCCGCCGAGAAGCGGCCCAACGCUGACGAGAUCCUGGAGCGGUGUCGGGAGCUGCAGACGGCCUGGGAUAACCUGAGGUCGUCCGCUGACCGGCGCGCCAGCCGGCUGGAGCUAAAUCUGGCGGCACAGCAGUUCUUCGCCGAGGCGGACGAGGUGGAGAGCUGGAUGGCGGAGAAAACGAACGUGUUAACCGGAGCCGACUUCGGCAAGGACGAGGACGCAGCCGUCAAGCUGCUCACCAAGCACAAGGCUCUGGAGCUGGAGCUGGACUCGUACGCCGGCCUCGUCAAAGAGAUGAGCUCAGUAGCUGACACCAUGGUCAAGUCCAGUCACCCGGACGCCAAGAUGAUCCAGCAGCGCCAGCACCUCAUCAACCAGCAGCUGAAGGACACGCAGCGGCUGGCCACCCAGCGCCGCCAGCGGCUCGUCGACAGCAAACACCGGCACGAGUACUUCCGGGAGAGCGACGACCUGGAGCGCUGGAUCGCCGACCAGCUGCAGGCGGCUGCCAGCGACGACUACGGCCAGGACUACGAACACCUGCUGAUCCUGCGCAACAAGUUUGAGGAUCUGAAGCACCGCGUGGAGGCGGGCUCGGAGCGCUUCAAUCAGUGUGACGAGCUGGCCAGGAAGCUGAUCGCCAGCGAGAACCCGUACGCAGCGGACAUGGACCGGCGCCAGGACCAGCUGAGAGGCCAGUGGGUGCAGCUGCUGGAGGUGCUGGACGCCCGAGAUGAGAAGCUGACGGCGGCCGGCGAGCUGCACAGGUUCAACCGGGACGUGGCCGAGUCGCUGCAGCGGAUACAGGAGAAGUACGCCCAGAUUCCGGACGACCUGGGCCGCAGCCUGCAGGCGGUGCACGCGCUCAUCCGGCGGCACGAGGGCUUCGAGAACGACCUGGUGGCGCUCGAGGCUCAGCUGCAGGUGCUGGUGGACGACUCGGCCCAGCUGCAGGAAUCGUACCCGACCAACGCCGAACACAUCGCCGAGCAGCAGCAGCUGGUCGUCGGCAGCUGGGACCAGCUGCAUCAGCGCGCCGCUCAGCGCAAGGAGGAGCUGCAGGCCAGCCUCGAGCUGCAGCGUUUCCUCACACAGAGCCGGGACCUGAUGACGUGGGCGGCCGACCUGCGCGCCGGCAUGCUGACCGAGGAGGCCGUGCGCGACGCGGCCAGCGCGCAGGCGCUCAAGACGGAGCACGACCGGCUCAAGGCCGAGGUGGAGGCGCGCGAGGAGAGCUUCACGGCGCUCGUGCAGAUGGCCGAGACCAUGAUCCAGGACGGACACUACGCCUCCCAGGAGGUGCAGGAGAAGCUGGAGCAGGUGCUGGAGGAGCGGAAGAAGCUGCACAGCGCCUGGCAGCAGCGUAAGAUCUACCUGGACCAACUGAUCGACUACCACUUCUUCCUGCGAGACGCCAAACACCUUGACUCGGCCAGCAGUCAACAGGAGGCGGCGCUGUCUAAGGCCGAGUUCGGCACGACCGUGGACUCGGUGGAGGCGGAGGUGCGCCGGCAGGAGGCGCUCGACCGGCUGGUGGGCGUGCAGAACGACCGCCUGUCUCAGCUGUCCGAGCACGGCAGCAAGCUGCUGCAGCAGAACCACUUCCGCAGCCCCGAGAUCAAGCAACGACUGGACGAGUGCGUGGUGCGGCGGCAGAAGGUCAGUGACCUGGCGUCGGAGCGACGGCGCGGCCUCAACGACUCCCUGCUGCACGCCCAGUUUCUGCGCGACUGCGCCGAGGCCGAGACUUGGAUCGGCGACAAGAAGAAGGCGCUGGAGCUGGAGCGGGUCGGCAGCGACGUCACCAGCCUCGAGGAGAAGAUCAAGAAGCUGCAGAAGCACCAGGCAUUCCAGGCCGAGCUGUCCGCCAACCAGCCGCGCAUCGCCGAGAUAAAGGACAAAGGCGAGACCCUGCUGCAGCAGCGGCACCUGAGCUCGCGGGAGAUCCGCCAGCAGCUGGAGGCGCUGCUGGCCUCCUGGCAGCAGCUGCUGGCUGAGAGCUCUCGCGCGGGUCGCGGCCUGGAGGAGGCGCAGGACAUCCUCGACUUCAACAACCAGGUCGAGAAGGUGGAGGCCUGGAUCCGAGACAAGGACAUGCUGGUGCAGGCGGCUGAGACCGGCCGCGACUACGAGCACUGCCAGGCGCUGCAGCGGCGCCUGGACGACGUCGACUCGGACAUGCGCGUUGACGACGUGCGCAUGAAGAACAUGAACGCGCUGGCCGACAAGCUGAUCCGCCAGGGGCAGGGCGACAACCGCGCCGUCCAGCAGAAACGGGACGAGCUUAAUCAGAGGUGGAGGUCGCUGCAGGGCGCGCUCUCCGCCUACCGGGAUCAGCUGUCGGCGGCGCUCGAGGUGCACGCCUUCAACCGGGACCUGGCCGACACGGCCGAGCGUGUCCAGGAGAAGGCGCUCUCGCUCUCCUCCGAGGACACGGGCAACGACCUGGGCUCGGUGGAGUCGCUGCAGCGCAAGCAGGAGGCGGCCGAGCGGGACAUGAGCGCCAUCGAGGGCAAACUCAAGGAGCACGACGUCGAGGCGCGCCGGCUGAUGCAGAAGUACCCGGACCGGGCGGCGCCGAUCCGCGCCCGCCUGCAGGUGGUGCAGGACAGCUGGCGCCGCCUGCAGGCCAGCUGCGACAACCGACGCACCCUGCUCGCCUCCUCCUACACUCUGCAGAAGUUCAACGCCGAUCGGCGCGAGCUCGAGACGUGGGUCGGCGACAUGAUGAACCGCAUGGCCGAGAGCGGCGACGGCGGCGGCGCUGAGCAGGCCGAGCAGCUGCUGCAGCUGCACCAGGAGCGUAAGGCCGAAAUGGACGGACGCCAGGAAGCCUUCAAGCAGCUGAAGGACUUCGGCCACAAGCUGGUGCAGCAGCAGCACUACGCCCGCGACGAGGUGGAGUCGUCGCUGGCGCACCUGGAGGAGCUGCGGCGCACGCUCGGCGCCAGCUGGGAGGAGCGGCGCCACCGGCUGACGCAGGCGCACCAGCGCCAGCUGUUCGACCGGCAGGCGCAGCAGGCACACGCCUGGCUCGCUGCCAAGGAGGCGUUCCUCAACAACGACGACCUCGGGGACUCCAUCGCCAGCGUGGAGGCGCUCAUCAAGAAGCACAGGAGCUUCGAGAAGACGUUCGCGGCGCAGGCCAGCCGCGUCGACGAGCUGGAGCACUCGGCCGUGCAGCUGGUGGCCGGCAAACACUGCGACUCAGAGAGCAUACAGCAGACGCUGCAGGCCGUCUGCCAGCGCAGGGACCGGAUCAAGGAGGCGUCGCUGGUGCGCGGCCAGCGGCUGGCCGAGUCGCUUCAGCUGCAGCGCUUCCUGCGCAACAUCUACGAGUCGGAGACCUGGCUGGGCGAGAAGAUGCAGGUGGCGUGCGACGAGUCCUACCGCGACCCCUCCAACCUGCAGUCCAAGAUCCAGAAGCACCAGGCGUUCGAGGCCGAGCUGCACGCCAACGCCGGCCGCGUGCUCGCCGUUAACCAGGAGGGCGAGGCGCUGAUGACUGCCGGCCAUUACGCCGGCAUGGAGAUCCAGGCGCGGCUGGACGCGCUGGAGGCGCUCUGGCGCCAGUUGCAGGACGAGACCACACUUAAGAAGAAGCGACUCCAGGAGGCGUACCAGGCGCUGCUGUUCCUGCGCACUCUGGACGAGCUGGACGCCUGGAUGGACGAGGCGGAGGCGCAGCUGGCCUCCGAGGACCACGGUGACUCGCUGACAGCCGUCACCAACCUGCUGAAGCGGCACCAGCUGCUCGAGGCUGACAUCCACGCACACGGUGAUGCCGUUCAGCAGGCCAAGGAGACGGCUGCCCAGUUCGGCCGCUCGCAGCACUUCCAGCGCGAGGAGAUCGCCGAGCGGGCCGGCCAGGUGGCGCAGCGCUUCUCGGGGCUGGCCGAGCCGCUGCAGAUCCGACGCGACAACCUGGAGGAGGCGCUCCAGCUGCACCAGUUCAUCAGAGACGUGGAGGACGAGAUGAGCUGGCUAGCGGAGAAGGAGCCAAUGGUCACAUCUGCCGAUCUGGGCACUUCGCUGGCCCAGGUGCAGAGCCUGCAGAAGAACCACCAGGCGCUGGAGGCCGAGAUCCAGUCGCACGACCCCGUGAUCGCGGCGCUGGGCAGCGCAGCCCAGCAGAUGAUACGCGCCAACCACUUCGCGGCCGGCGAGGUGGAGCGCCGCUGGCGGCUGCUGCAGGAGCGGCACGGCCAGCUCCGCGACGCGGCCAGCGUGCGCCGGCUCCGGCUGCUGGACGCGGCCGAGUCGCAGCAGUUCUACGCCGAGGCCGAGGAGGCGGACAAGUGGAUGAGGGAGCGGAAGCCGCUGCUGACCUCGCAGGACACGGGCAGGGACCGCGAUGCCGUCACGUCGCUCAUCAAGAAACUGGACCUGAUCGAGCGCGACAUCUCAAACUAUAACCAGGUGAUCGCCAAGCUGUCGCAGCUGUGCCAGCGGCUGUCGGACCGCGGCCACUUCGACGCCGAGCCGGUGUCGGCGCGCCGCGCGGAGCUGGAGCAGCAGUACGCCGAGCUGGUGGCGCUGCUGGAGACGCGUCGUCAGCUGCUGCAGCAGAGCCAGCGGCUCUUCCGCUUCCUGGCCGAGGCGGACGAGGCGGCCGACUGGGUGUCAGGCCAGAUGCAGGCGGCCGCGUCGGAGGACUACGGACGCGACGUCGAGCACGUGGAGCUGCUGAUCAACAAGUUCGAGACGUUCCUGAGCGGGCUGCAGUCGAGCGAGGAGCGCGUGACGUCCGUGGAGGAGAGCGCCCGUCAGCUGGUGGCCGCCGAGCACCCGCAGCCGGAGCGGGUGCUGCAGAGGGCGGCCGACCUGCGCCAGAUGUGGGACGACCUGCGCGAGCUGACUCAGGCCCGCCAGGAGGCUCUGCUGGGCGCCAAGCAGGUCCACGUGUUCGACCGGGACGCCGACGAGACGAUCGGCUGGAUCGCGGAGAAGGAGGCUGCCCUCUCCACAGACGACUACGGCCACGACCUGGACUCGAUCCAGGCGCUGGUGCGCCGGCACCAGGGCUUCGAGCGGGACCUGGCCGCCGUCAAGGAGCAGGUGGAGCAAGUAGUGGCGGAAGCCAAGCGUCUGGCGGCGCAGUUCCCGGACGCGCGCGACCACAUCAGCGUCAAGCACGAGGACACGGUGCAGGCGUGGAACGACCUGCUGGACAAGUCGGCCCAGAGGAAGGACAAGCUCGAGCAGGCUGCUGACAUCCAGGCCUACUUUGACGAGUACAGGGAUCUCAUGGCUUGGAUCAACGAGCUGCUGGCCAAGAUCACGGCCCCGGAGCUGGCGCGGGACGUGGCCGGCGCCGAGGCCCUGCUCGGCCGGCACGCCGAGUACCAGGCCGAGCUGCAGACGCGACAGGACGCCGUGGACGCGUUCAUCGCCCGCGGCCGGGAGCUCGUCAUGAGCGGCCACUUCAUGGCCAACGACAUCCAGGAGAAGGUGUCGGUGCUCGGCGCCCGGCGCGACCUGCUCGGCCAGACUUGGAACGACCGCAACGACAUCUACAAUCAGAGUCUGGACACACAGAUGUUCAAGCGGGACGCGACGCAGCUGGAGUCGUGGCUCUCGAGCCGGGAGCCGGUGCUGACGGACCCAGCCGUCGGCAGCAGCAUCGGCGAGGUCGAGGAGCUCAUUCGCCGCCACGACGACUUCCUCAAGACCAUCGAGUCGCAGGAGGACAAGUUCGACGCGCUCAAGCGCACCACGCUGCUGGAGGAGGCGUUCGCGCGCAUGCGCCGUCGGGAGGAGGAGGCGCGCGUGGCCGAGCAGAAGCGGCGCGAAGAGGAGCGGCUGCGCCAGAUCCGCCAGCAAGAGGUGGACCGCAUCACCAAGGAGCGGCGCGGUCUGGAGCUGGAGCACGAGUCCGGCGACGCCAGCCCCAGCCCCGCGGCCGACGACCGACAGCCGGGCCGGCUCGUUCACUCCGCCUCGUUUCCAGACGUUUCUGAGAGGGUGCUCCUCAAGAAUCCCAUGCUAACGGAGAAGAAGAUGGGCAGCCAGUCGAGUCUUUCUAGUCUGAAGCGAGGCGAUGUGAAGCGGGCCGAGAGCAUGAAGACGGAGAACAAGAAGGCCAAGCGGACGCCCAGCUUCACCACGCGGCGUCGCACGCAGAGCUUCCGCAAGGUCAAGAAGCUGGAGGAGGUGCAGAACCUGCCGCCAGUCGAGGUGGACGGCGUGCUGGAGCGCAAGCAAGAGCUGCAGAGCGGUGGCAAGAAGGCCACAAUCCGCAGCUGGAAGACCUACUACACAGUGCUGUGCGGCCAGCUGCUCUGCUUCUUCAAGGACGUGGACGACUUCGCCAACAGCAAGGCGGCGGCGUCGCCGCUGAUCCUCUUCCAGGCCCGCUGCGAGCGAGCGGUCAACUACACCAAGAAGAAGAAUGUGUUUCGCGUGUCGCCAACAGAUGGCUCUGAGUACCUGUUUGCGACGGAGAGCGAGGAGCAGCUGCAGGAGUGGAUCAACAAGAUCGACUUCCACGCCCAGCUGCCGCCGUCGAAGCAGCUGCUCAGCUACGACCAGCAGACGGCCGAAGCCGACUCGGAGUCGAGCCGCGAGACGUCGCCGGAGCCGGUGAGCCGCCGGCCGGCGCAUCCGGAGCCCGUCUACGCCAACCUGCCGGCGCCCCAGCAGCGGACAGCGCAGACGGAGCAGACCGGGCCGCCCAUACCGCCGCGGGACUCGGUCAGCCCGCCCACCCCGCGCGCCGCCGCCGGGGAGGGGCCCAUCUACCAGAACCGCGUCUCGGUCAUCCCAUCCAUCGAGGAGGAAAUGCACGGGCGCGAGGAGAGGAACGGCAUCCGCCGGCACUCCUCCGACUCGCGCCACCCCCACGGGGACGAGUCUGCGCCUCCGCCGCUGCCCAGCUCGGCGCCGCCGCCGUCGGCCACCCACCGACUGCACGGCCUGUCAGCCGUCGACGGAGGGGGUGACCCGAGGUCACGUCAGGCGCCGGGCGAGACCACGCUGGCGACGGGUCCAGCGCCGGCGCCGUACGCCGGCCGGACGGCCUCGCUACCCUACGGCCAGCAGCCCUCGCCGUCCGGCAGCAAUAGGUCGGCCACCAUGGACCAGAGGAAUGGCAGCGAGAGCGGUAGCGAGCACGAGGAUCGGCGCAUCGCCAAGCGCGGCUCUGUGUUCGGGUUCCUGCGCAGGAACAAAAAGGACAAGCAGCCGGCCCAAGUGUAGGCAGUCCCGGCGCCAACGCGCAUGCGCAAACGGGAGUCGGCAGCGCCGCCCGCACGUGUAUUCGAAAGUGCAAAUCAGUGCUGGAGGGAGUGAUUGUCCUCAACGUUUAGUUACUCAGCUGUGGAGGCAAAGCAUGGAGAUGAACGUGCUAUUUAAUGUUACGCUCUAGUUUACGCGCGUUAAGCUAUGUUUUAUCGUCGUUUCCGGCUUGAAUAGAAUUGCUUGCAUAAGCGCAUUAUUUUGGGUUUGCACCGCAAGUGCCGAUUUCCAUUUGAUGUUGAAUGGAUGAUCAUAUGCUGGUGUUGCAGCUGUGGCUGGCGUGUGUCUGCGAUGUCCAUGAGUACCAAAUACCUGAAGAUUGCUAGAGGCAUCUAGAUAUUUAAUUUCAGUUAUUCCGUCUUGCACAGUGCCUUCAACUUUGUACAAUUAUGCGAUUAGUCGAUUUUCGUUUCGCCUUCCACAAUAAAUGACUACAGUU